GUUUAGUAUAUGUAGGCAACGUCAUUACAAUUACUUGAAUGCGCAUUUAAAGGGGCUGUCACUCGGCACACUCGGCGGUGUCUUCACGAUCCCUUUAAGAGGUUUUGUCAUACGUGUGUGAAGACACGAGCCUCCUGAAGUUUACCCCUUCUUUCCCUUUUGUUCCGUUUAUUCGCGUUAUUAUCCCACCAAAACUCUCGUAAUGGCUGAGAUAUCGAAAGGGGUCAACGCCGGAAAAUUGGCUAGUAAUGUACAGAAAAGGAUAACGCGAGCACAGGAGAAGAUGAUGCAGAAACUAGGGAAGGCUGAUGAAACCAAAGACAUAGCCUUUGAGGAGGAUGUGGCUAACUUCAACAAGCAGAUGGCAGAAGGCACUAAAUUGCAGAGAGACCUGAAAGCAUAUCUGGAUGCUGUUAAAUCAAUGCAUGAGUGCUCAAAGCGACUACAAGGCUGCCUAGCAGACAUUUAUGAGCCAGACUGGUAUGGGAAGGAUGAACUGAACAACAUCACUGAGAACACAGAUGUCCUGUGGGGAGAUUUCCAUCAAAACCUUUUGGAAAGUGCACUCAACUCAGUGGAUGAAUACAUGGCACAGUUUCCUGAAAUUAAGGCACGCAUCGCUAAACGUGACAGGAAGCUGGUGGAUUUUGAUAGUGCCAGACAUCAUUUUGCCUCUAUACAGAAAAGUAAAAAGAAGGAUGAGGCCAAAAUUGCCAAGGCAGAGGAAGAUUUGGGAAAAGCCCAAAAGGUGUAUGAAGAAAUUAAAUACAACCUUCAAGAGGAGCUACCAUCUUUGUGGAACAGUCGUGUUGGUUUGUAUAUGACCACCUUUCAGAGUCUAGCCCAGCUGGAAGAGAAGUUCCACAGUGAGCUGGGCAAAUUGAACCAAAAUUUGUGUGAUAUUAUGGCCAACCGGGAACAACAACAGAAUAAAAAUGUUACUACGAAGGCACCUGAGAAGAGCAAGGAAGUAGCAGCCAACCACAAUAUCACAGCAGAGUCUGAGGGUGAUAUAAAUAAACCACCAUCUAAGACACAUGCAGCCACAUUGGUGACCAAUGGUGGCUCUAAUAUUGAGCUUCCACCAGAAGUUCUGUACAAGGUUCAAGUGAUACAUGAUUAUGCAGGUACAGACAGUGAUGAGCUAGACCUCAAAGCUGGGGACAUUGUGCUUGUAAUGCCUUUUGUCAGCCCCGAUGAGCAGGAUGAAGGAUGGUUGGUAGGUGUGAAAGAGUCACACUGGCUUCAAAAUAAGGACCUUACUGCUAAGGGUGUAUUCCCUGAAAAUUUCACCCAGAGGUUGUGAACAUGGUGUCUACAUUUAUGGUCUUUAUCAAUUUCUUUUUCGACUAUUAUCUUUUUUUAUUUGCUCACUUAUACAUCCUGAUUUAAUCUGUCUACAUAAAUCCACCAAGGUUUUGUUUUAAAGAAGUUAUUUGAAGCACUGUAAUGUAUCGUUGUAUCAUCACAUCUCUAAAUGUGAUAUUAGUACAAUUCACUUGCAGGAUGUUUCGUGUACAUUUUAACAUUUGUACAUUUCUACUGAUUAGUUAUCUUGCAAUUGUGUAUGUAUUUUGCUAUAAGAAGAUUGAAGGUUGUUCUAGAGAAAUACAUCGAAAAAGCAUUGAAGAAAUGAAUGAAAUCUAUAUUUG
This is a messenger RNA of Clarias gariepinus (North African catfish), 1652 nucleotides long. RefSeq names its product bridging integrator 1b (gene bin1b). The transcript is spliced from 14 exons. Bases 203 to 1306 code for a protein of 367 amino acids. Gene Ontology annotation, cellular component: synaptic vesicle; cytoplasm; plasma membrane. The record is from RefSeq and is a predicted model, not a curated record. Lineage: Eukaryota; Metazoa; Chordata; Actinopteri; Siluriformes; Clariidae. Gene Ontology annotation, molecular function: tau protein binding; phospholipid binding.